AAUGGCGGAGAGACCGGCAGCUGGAGGGAGGGGUGCGGUAGCGGGCGGACCAGAGCCCGGGGGCGGCAGGUAACCGUCCACACAGGAUGCAGCUGCUGUGGUCCCCAGCUGCGCCGCCGCCGCCUCUCUCCCAGGGUGGGCUGGUACUGGCCGCUCGCGCCUCCCGCUGCAUCCGAGGCGUGUCCGGUUAGGUAGGAGCCCGUGACCCAGGCCACGGAGAGCUAUGCUCUCCAGCCUGUAAGCGUCCUCCUUUCCCUCCAGAUCCCCAACUGUGCCACGCCAUGCCCCUCAGCCUCUUCCGGCGCCUUCUCCUCGCUGCCCUGCUGGUGGUGAUCGUCUGGACCCUCUUCGGGCCCUCGGGGAUUGGGGAGGAGCUGCUGAGCCUCUCGCUAGCCUCCCUGCUGCCAGCCCCGGCCUCACCAGGGCCGCCCCUGGCGUUGCCUCGCCUCUUGAUCCCCAACCAAGAGGCCUGCGGUGGUCCCGGCGCUCCUCCCUUCCUGCUAAUUCUGGUGUGCACGGCCCCGGAGAACCUGAACCAGAGAAACGCCAUUCGGGCCUCGUGGGGUGGGCUGCGUGAGGCCCGGGGGCUCAGGGUGCAGACGCUCUUCCUGUUGGGAGAGCCCAACAGGCAGCACCCUACCUGGGGCUCCCACGGGAACGACCUGGCGAGGGAGUCAGCUGCCCAGGGAGACAUCUUGCAGGCGGCCUUCCAGGACUCCUACCGAAACCUCACCCUCAAGACCCUCAGUGGGCUGAACUGGGCUGACAAACAUUGCCCCAUGGCCCGCUACAUCCUCAAGACGGAUGAUGAUGUGUUUGUCAACGUCCCGGAACUGGUGUCAGAGUUGGUCCUGCGAGGAGGCCGUUGGGAGCAAUGGGAGAGGGGCACGGAGCCCCAGACAGAGGCUGCGGUCAGAGAUGAACAGCUGGAAGGAGGCCAGGCCUCACACAGCAAGGCAGUGCCUCUUCUGUACCUGGGCCGGGUGCACUGGCGGGCAAACCCCUCUCGGACGCUAGGGGGCCGGCACCACGUGUCAGAGGAGCUGUGGCCUCCAACCUGGGGCCCUUUUCCCCCCUAUGCCUCUGGCACAGGGUACGUGCUGUCAGCUUCUGCUGUGCAGCUCAUUUUGAAGGUGGCCAGCGGGGCACCCCCGCUGCCACUGGAAGAUGUCUUUGUGGGGGUAAGUGCCCGAAGAGGAGGCCUCGCCCCAACCCAUUGUGUCAAGCUGGCUGGCGCCACCCAUUAUCCCCUGGACCGGUGCUGCUAUGGGAAGUUCCUGCUGACAUCCCACAAGUUGGACCCCUGGAAGAUGCAAGAAGCCUGGAAGCUGGUGGGCGGCUCUGCUGGAGAAAGGACUGCACCCUUCUGCUCCUGGCUCCAGGGAGCCCUGGGCAUCCUGCGGUGCCGGGUAAUGGCCUGGCUUCACAGCUGACAGUACCUGUGGCCAAGGAGAGGUAUGAGAAGCUCACAGUCCAGCAGCACCCCUGAGACCUUCUCUUCUCACAGGCCCAAGGCAGGGGCCCUAACUGGCUGCAGCUGAUCGGUUUCCUCAUGUUGUCUGUCACCAAAGACAGGGACGUAGGAGAACUCUAGGGGCCUGGCCUGCCAGGCCCAAAGACGGUCAUAGGAAGGGAAAAAAAAAAGCUGGAGUUGUUCUCUCCAGCCAGGGCAGAAGAGGGGCAAACACCCCUCAAUAAACUUGUCUCUCCACCUCUUC
Lemur catta (Ring-tailed lemur) is the source of this 1718-nucleotide messenger RNA. It is a transcript of the gene B3GALT4, whose product is annotated as beta-1,3-galactosyltransferase 4. The transcript has a single exon. Gene Ontology annotation, cellular component: membrane. The coding region runs from base 282 to 1433 and encodes 383 amino acids. Lineage: Eukaryota; Metazoa; Chordata; Mammalia; Primates; Lemuridae. The record is from RefSeq and is a predicted model, not a curated record. Gene Ontology annotation, molecular function: N-acetyl-beta-D-glucosaminide beta-(1,3)-galactosyltransferase activity.